GAGAGGAGGGUCGCUGUCGCCGCGGGAGGGCGCAGGGCGAGGGCUCAGGGUGAGGGCGGCUGCUCCGGGAGCCGCGAGGCGGAGUUGGGCGCGCGGCCAGCCAGCGGGGCCCGGAGCCUGCACAGUCGUUCUGUCGCGGAGCCGCGGAAGCCCGGGCUUGGAGGCGCCAUGGAGGGGACCCCCAUCCCGGUGCUGACAGUGCCCACAGCACCCUACGAGGACCAGCGGCCGGCGGGCGGCGGGGGGCUGCGGCGGCCCACCGGGCUCUUCGAGGCCCAGCGCAAUUACCUGCCUAACUUCAUCCAGAGCGUGUUGUCGUCCAUCGACCUGCGCGACCGCCAGGGCUGCACCAUGGUGGUGGGCAGCGACGGCAGGUACUUCAGCCGCACCGCCACGGAGAUCGUGGUGCAGAUGGCCGCGGCCAACGGGAUUGGACGACUGAUCAUUGGACAGAAUGGCAUCUUGUCAACUCCUGCUGUCUCCUGCAUUAUCAGAAAAAUCAAAGCAGCUGGGGGGAUCAUCCUAACAGCCAGCCACUGCCCUGGAGGCCCAGGAGGACAGUUCGGAGUCAAGUUUAAUGUUGCCAAUGGAGGUCCUGCCCCAGAUGUGGUUUCAGACAAAAUCUAUCAGAUCAGCAAAACGAUCGAGGAGUACGCCAUAUGCCCUGACCUUCGCAUCGACCUGUCCCGACUAGGACGGCAAGAGUUUGACUUGGAGAACAAAUUCAAGCCAUUCAGAGUGGAGAUAGUGGACCCAGUGGAUAUCUAUCUUAACCUCCUCCGGACCAUCUUUGACUUUAGUGCCAUCAAGAGUCUUCUGACUGGGCCUGGCCAACUGAAGAUCCGCGUUGAUGCGAUGCAUGGAGUUAUGGGACCUUACGUGAGGAAAGUCCUUUGCGAUGAGCUGGGGGCCCCAGCUAAUUCUGCCAUUAACUGUGUUCCCCUGGAAGACUUCGGAGGACAGCACCCAGACCCAAACCUGACAUAUGCAACGACCCUCCUGGAAGCGAUGAAAGGAGGAGAAUAUGGAUUUGGAGCUGCAUUUGAUGCUGACGGGGACCGUUACAUGAUCCUAGGCCAAAAUGGCUUCUUUGUGAGCCCUUCUGACUCGCUGGCCAUCAUUGCUGCCAACCUGAGUUGUGUUCCGUAUUUCCGUCAGAUGGGCGUCCGUGGGUUUGGGAGGAGCAUGCCAACCAGCAUGGCCCUGGACAGAGUGGCCAAAUCAAUGAAGGUUCCAGUAUAUGAGACCCCAGCUGGAUGGAGAUUCUUCUCAAAUCUGAUGGACUCAGGACGGUGCUCUCUGUGUGGAGAAGAGAGCUUUGGCACUGGCUCUGACCAUCUCCGUGAGAAGGACGGGCUCUGGGCUGUCUUGGUCUGGCUCUCCAUCCUUGCUGCCCGGAAGCAGAGCGUGGAGGAUAUUGUCCGAGAUCACUGGGCCAAAUUUGGCCGCCACUAUUAUUGCAGGUUUGACUAUGAAGGGCUGGAGCCUAAGACAACGUAUUACAUCAUGAGGGAUUUGGAGGCCCUGGUCACGGACAAGUCCUUCAUUGGCCAGCAGUUCGCUGUGGGGAGCCAUGUCUACAGUGUGGCGAAGACAGAUAGCUUCGAAUAUGUGGACCCUGUGGAUGGCACUGUGACCAAGAAACAGGGCCUGAGGAUCAUUUUCUCUGAUGCAUCACGGCUCAUCUUCCGGCUCAGUUCAUCCAGUGGUGUACGGGCCACCAUCCGGCUGUAUGCAGAGAGCUAUGAGCGGGAUCCCAGCAGCCAUGACCAGGAGCCACAGGCAGUGCUGAGCCCUCUCAUAGCCAUCGCGCUGAAGAUAUCGCAGAUCCACGAGAGGACUGGCCGGAGGGGACCCACGGUCAUCACCUGAACGGCGGCGGGGAGGCCAGUCACCAGGGCCAAAGAGCUCUCGGCAGAGAUGCCACACCAAUGCCUUCUUGCUACCUGUUUGUGCCUUCUAUGACUUUGGAAAAAACACAUGAUAUUUUGUUGUUGGGGGGUGGUGG
Messenger RNA from Orycteropus afer afer, 2008 nucleotides. RefSeq names its product phosphoglucomutase 5 (gene PGM5). Gene Ontology annotation, cellular component: cell-substrate junction; adherens junction; sarcolemma. NCBI's taxonomy places the organism in Eukaryota, Metazoa, Chordata, Mammalia, Tubulidentata, Orycteropodidae. Gene Ontology annotation, molecular function: phosphoglucomutase activity; magnesium ion binding. The record is from RefSeq and is a predicted model, not a curated record. Gene Ontology annotation, biological process: striated muscle tissue development; myofibril assembly; carbohydrate metabolic process.